AAGAAAAGUUCCCUAAAGACAAAUUAAUUAACCACACAACUUUUAUAAAUCAACCUUUAGUGCAAAGCUUUCCCACAUAAAGCCUGAAAUAUAAACCAUAUGAAGAGAUAGCACUUAGGGAUCAAAAGUACUCAUAACAUGAGUACUACAAGGAGCUACCAUGUCCAAGCCAUGGAUAUUUGCUUUCAAACAGCUCCAACCUUCAUUGAAUGGCUCAAACCCUCUCCUACUACUCCUCCAUCUCCCACUUUGACAACUAAAAAAGAUGAUGCAGGGAGAAAGGAGAGUUUUGGAGUUAAAGAGGAGAAAUUUGAGAAGGUUACGGUGGCGUUGCGCAUAGGAUUGCCUAAUACAGGAGGAGACUCUGAUGAUACGGCCGGUACAAAAGGUUUUAAGUGGAACGAAGAAGAGGAAGAGAAAGAGAAGAGAUUUCACGGACAUGGUUUUAACAGAGAGAGUAGGUUUUGGAUUCCUACACCAACACAGAUCCUCGUCGGGCCUAUGCAAUUUGCCUGUGCUAUAUGCAGCAAGACCUUCAAUAGGUACAACAACAUGCAGAUGCAUAUGUGGGGACACGGAUCCGAAUACAGAAAAGGACCGGAAUCGCUCAGAGGGACCCAACCAGCCGCAAUGCUGAGGCUACCUUGCUACUGCUGUGCUCAAGGGUGCAAGAACAACAUCAACCACCCGAGGGCGAAGCCAUUGAAGGAUUUCAGAACACUCCAAACCCAUUACAAGAGAAAGCAUGGGGCUAAGCCAUUCAUGUGCAGAAAAUGUGGGAAAGCAUUUGCAGUGAAAGGGGACUGGAGGACUCAUGAGAAGAACUGUGGGAAGCUGUGGUAUUGCACUUGUGGUUCUGAUUUCAAACACAAGAGGUCACUCAAGGAUCACAUAAGGUCUUUUGGUAAGGGCCAUUUACCUCAUCCUUCUCUUGAAGGGUUUGAGGAUGAUCAUGAGAGGGAAUGCAUCACCGGGUCCGAAGAUGAAAUGGUUCAGUAGCCGGCCAGGUUCAGGUAAAAGUUGUGUUUGGAUCUUGGAUUUUAGAAGGGAUUUGCAGAGUGAAAAGAACAGAAAAUAUAGGUACGUAGAAAUCAACCACAAAAAGAACACAAAACACAGUCACAUGAACUGGUACUCACUUGUGUGACUACUGUGUGUACUUUUUGUGAUUGAUUUCUGAAGUGAUAAUUUAUGCGUUUACUAUGUGCAAAAAAUAUCCCAAAAAAUUUCAUAUAAGUGGACCAGAUUCAAUUGGGGUGUGGCUUAUACCAUGCCAAAGUUGAAUCUCCACCACAUGCAUGCUUUCUGGGUACUUUCAAAGUAUGUUUUUUCACGACGUAGAAUUUUACUAAAUUGUUUUUUUUUUCCCUCCGCAAAUCUCUCCGCGAUUCCAAUAUCUAAACACAGGCUUAAGUAUUUUAGUGGAAAAUGUUUUUUUUUUUAAUGUCAAGAAGGCUUGUCCAGGCUUGUGCUCAGUAACAAAGCUAUCUCAGCAGCUUAAUUUCUAAGCAUAUAGGGAGGGGUUUGGUACUGAGCAAUUGCUGAGUGAUGAGGAGUACUACUAGUGAUCUACUAUUAAGUGUUUGCAAGGGAAGUGGUUUGACUAUAUAUAAUAAGGUGAUUACCUUGUGGAGUCCUGAAGCAGAUGAAUUUUCUUCUUUAUACAAAGUUUGUGAUUCUAUGUUCAAGCUUUUGUAAUCUCCCCAUGUGGAGAAAAUUUGUCAGCUUCAUUGCUAUUGGUAAUCAUAACGUAUUGGGAUUGUACUUC
This is a messenger RNA of Rhododendron vialii, 1768 nucleotides long. Its product is annotated as zinc finger protein WIP3-like. NCBI's taxonomy places the organism in Eukaryota, Viridiplantae, Streptophyta, Magnoliopsida, Ericales, Ericaceae. Gene Ontology annotation, molecular function: DNA-binding transcription factor activity. The coding region runs from base 139 to 999 and encodes 286 amino acids. The record is from RefSeq and is a predicted model, not a curated record. Gene Ontology annotation, biological process: anatomical structure development; regulation of gene expression. The transcript is spliced from 2 exons. Gene Ontology annotation, cellular component: nucleus.